Messenger RNA from Dichotomopilus funicola, 831 nucleotides. RefSeq lists its product as uncharacterized. Bases 1 to 831 code for a protein of 276 amino acids. NCBI's taxonomy places the organism in Eukaryota, Fungi, Ascomycota, Sordariomycetes, Sordariales, Chaetomiaceae. The transcript has a single exon. The record is from RefSeq and is a predicted model, not a curated record.
AUGCGAAACGAUCAACAAACAGCAGACCCUGCCGAGUCCCUUGAGGCGACCGUGGCGACACGACUUCGAGAGCGCAAACGGCCCAUACGCACCUAUGGCCGGCGGGCGAUUAACCCAAGGGAACGAGAUCAAGACUCCAAGCAACGAGACAGGGUCACUCAGUCCUGUACCCCCGAUUUGGACCGCGGGGAUUCGCCGACCCAGUUCUCUACAUUUUCAACGCCCACGAACCCAAGAUCGAGAAACCACCUGGCCAUGCAAAGUCGGGGCUCGAUUCUCGCAUACUUCAAGCCUCUUUCCUCGAGCCCCGAAAAAACAAUAUCCGAUGCCGCAUUCUCCGAUCGCGCGUCAUCACCCACGCCUUCAUCUUCACCUCCAUCCCCUUCGCACACGCGGAAACGGCGGAGACUUACCACACGGCCAAUGCUUGGUGACUUGGGCGGGCAUCGGGGUUGUUACACUCUGGACAGCGCAUUGGACGAACAACACGGCGAUUUGCAGAUCAACGAAGACACGAUCGUGGUGAAGGCAGAAGGGUACGAUGUGCUGGGAUCGGCUUUGAGCGAGGUGCCGCCAAAUACGUUAGAUCGCUCAAGCGCGACUGAGAGCUCGCCAAAAGAUGAAGCGACAGUAAUCAAGAAAUCGCUCGGCAAACGGUCGGCACGGGAAUUGACACAGACGACACUGAGCCUCUCGCUGCAAAAGGAGCCUGGCUUCACAAUUUGCAGCGUCUGCGAUAUCCUUUACAAUCCCCUGAACGAAAAGGAUAGGAAAGAACACAAUCGACGGCACGCUGCCUUUUCCCGGAAUAUUCGAAGACGGACCCAGUGA